Molecule: messenger RNA, 2397 nt
Organism: Exophiala viscosa
Lineage: Eukaryota; Fungi; Ascomycota; Eurotiomycetes; Chaetothyriales; Herpotrichiellaceae
Product: ATP dependent RNA helicase
Exons: 1
Coding region: 1-2397 (798 amino acids)
Biological process (GO): ribosome biogenesis
Cellular component (GO): nucleus
Molecular function (GO): ATP binding; RNA helicase activity; nucleic acid binding
Source: RefSeq, a predicted model, not a curated record
AUGGCGGACGAUGGACUGCUGCUGAACUUCGCGGUCAACGACAGUGUCGCCGCGGGUCCUCAGAAGUUCAAAGGUGGGUCUUGGAGAGAACGUUUACAGGCGAAGAGAACCGCUCAACGAGGUGGACAGCGCAGACAAGGCGGUGUCAACGGUCUCCCGAUCACAGGACGGCGUCUGGAUAGCAGCGCAGGGCUUUCGAAGAAUCAGAUUGAAGACUUUCCUGACGAUCGACCGCAGAAGAGGAGGCGGGAAAAUGGGUACACUCCUGGUUUGGACGACGUUGCCGGCCACGCUCCCCAACGAGAUAGACGCAACGAGCAAAAGCCUUCGACCGGACCACGGGAGGUCAUUUCAUCCUUGUUCUCAUACAAUCCAAAGCCGGUCACAGCCAACGAAGAUCAAAAAAAGGAGGAUGCGGACGAGAAAGCUGCGGCACCCACCAAUGCGCCUCUUCCCGACGGCAUAGACACAUUCACAUCCCUAGGCCUUUCGCCCACACUUGCUGCGCAUCUCCUUACCAAGAUGAACCUAAAGAACCCAACUGCGAUCCAAAAGUCGGCGGUAUCCCAGCUGCUGAAGGAAGAUAGUGAUGCCUUCAUACAAUCUGAGACCGGCUCAGGCAAAACCCUUGCAUAUCUACUUCCAGUGGUACAACGGAUCUUCACUAUGGCAGAAUUACGCAGGAGUGAAACGAAGACUGCCCAAGACCCGGCCGUGCAUCGGGACUCAGGACUCUUUGCCAUAGUUCUUGCACCUACAAGAGAAUUGUGCAAGCAGAUCUCUGUGGUCCUGGAGCGUCUACUAGGGUGUGCACACUAUAUCGUUGCCGGUACGGUGAUUGGAGGCGAGAAAAAGAAAUCAGAAAAGGCAAGACUACGAAAAGGGUUGAACAUCCUGGUCGCUACGCCUGGUCGUUUGGUCGACCAUCUCGAGAAUACCAAGAGUUUGGACGUCAGUAACGUGCGAUGGCUUGUACUGGACGAAGGUGACCGUCUGGUGGAUCUGGGCUUCGAAGAAGACAUCACCAAGAUUGUCAAAACCCUUGACCAGAAGCAGAGAAAGAGCAGUAGACCGGGUCUACCCGAGAAGCGAACGACUGUACUCUGCUCGGCGACACUGAAAAUGAACGUUCAGAAGCUGGGCGAGAUCAGUCUCAAGGACGCAAUCCUGAUCAAAGGCGACGCUAGCAACGACGAAGACGAAACAACAGCCACCACGAAUGGCAUACAGUCAGCCUUCCUGGCUCCAGCCCAGCUCAAACAAUCAUACCUCGUCACGGCAGCCAAAUUGCGUCUCGUCACCCUCACAGCACUACUCAAGCGAACAUUCGCCCGGAAGGGAUCGGUUAUGAAAGCAAUUGUUUUCAUAUCGUGCGCCGACUCCGUCGAGUUCCACUACAAAGUCCUCACUCGAGCCCUCGAAGAACAAGCAGAAGACAAACCAACAACGAAAGAUACUUCAGAUUCUGAUGCCGAGGAAAAGGGACCUACGUCCAAACCUCAACCCACUAAGGAAGCCGAGUCGGACUCGAUAGCGCCCUCACCGAUUCUCUCCUCCCAAAACAACCAAGUCACACUCUAUAAACUACACGGCUCCCUCCCGCAAGCCACUCGCACAAACAUCGUGCGUCAUUUCGCCAGCACCACGACGCCUUCACUGCUUAUCGCCACGGACGUAGCAUCCCGUGGUCUGGAUCUUCCCAAUUUAGAUUUGGUGAUUGAAUACGAUCCCGCAUUCAGUUCCGACGACCACCUCCACCGUAUCGGCCGGACUGCACGUCUAGGCCGUGACGGCCGUGCCACCAUUUUCCUCAUGCCGGGUAAAGAGGAAGGCUACGUGGAUGUCCUGAAAAGCUCCUACAAAUCCUCCGACAGCGUUACCUCCAGCAAUGUAAGCCACAUGGCCGCCGACGAGGUGCUGAAGAAGGGGUUCAGUCCUGCCACUGGCGUCAUCGCUACCAAAAACUCAGCCGAGCAGAAAGAUUGGAACUGGGAAUCGCGCGCCACAGCGUUCCAACUCGAUGUUGAGCGCUGGGUUCUUGCGGAUCCGACGACAAAGGAGCUUGCGAAGCGUGCGUUCCAGAGCCAUGUACGUGCUUAUGCGACGCAUGUUGCUGCUGAGCGGAAGUGGUUUGAUAUCAAGGAUUUACAUUUAGGUCACUUGGCCAAGGCUUUUGGUUUGCGAGAUCCGCCUGGGCGAGUAAACGUCGUUGGGACGGGACGGCGCGGGCAGAGCCAGGGAGGUGCUGGAGGAAAGAGAAUUAGGAGUGGUGGUGAUGAGACGCACGAGGCGGGUGCUGGUGGUGAUGUUGAUGAUGCGGCGAAGAAGAUGAAGGAGAAGGUUCGGAAUAGGAAGAUGAUGAUGGGUGGAGGAGCGGAUGAGUUCAAUAUCGCUUGA